Messenger RNA from Chironomus riparius, 2040 nucleotides. NCBI's taxonomy places the organism in Eukaryota, Metazoa, Arthropoda, Insecta, Diptera, Chironomidae. The record is from the annotation of a GenBank genome assembly.
AUGGACUCAAAGGUUUUAGUAUUUUCAAUUUUUAUCAUUAUCGCUUUAAUAUCAACAGCCAGUGGACAGACAACAUUCGAUGCAACAGCUUUGGACACUCAAUUGGCUAAAAUUACAACAAAUUUAAUUGCUGAGCAGUCAAAAAUCAUUCAAAUGUUGACAAAUCAGACUUCAAUCAUUCAAUCAGCAAUUGCAGCAAUUACAAAUGUUCCAGAUGUAGUCACAGCAUUAAAUACAAUCAUGACAAUAAUGACGAAGCAGACAACAGCCAACAACUAUGCAAAAUAUCAAGCAAUAACAACUUGUAGUGAUGUGAAUGUGAAAAUUACGGCAAUUAACUUUGAUGUCCAGAAAUUCUUGAUGCUUGCCAAUAAAGCUUAUAUCAAUGCAACUGCAAUUUAUCAACAGAAUGUUUGGAUAUCCUAUUAUUAUUCAAUCAACUUAGUUGCACUUGGAAUUGGCAGUUCCAAUCAACAAAAUGUCUACAAAAUUAUUCAACAACUUAACAACAUUGUUGUUGAAUAUUUGACUUAUACAAAUCAGUUGUUGGUUGCUGCAUCAACUGAAUAUGGACUUGGAGUUCAGCUUAGCUUCUUUAAGCAAAAGUACUGUUCAUGUCCAUCAACAAUCUCAUCUGCUGUAGCUGGAAAUGUCUCAACUUUAGAUUCAAAUAUUAAUUUUCUUGAACAGCCAUUAAUCACUCGACAACAGAAGCUCAUCACAUUAUCAGGAACUGCUCUAAGUUAUGUCAAAUCAGCAAUUCCAGUCACACUUCAAUCAUCUCAAGUCCUUCAACAAACAAUCACGUUCCUUACAAAUCUAGCAACAAUUUCUGAUUAUAGUCAAUCACCAUGGACAAAUGCAACAGCAUGCAGUGCCUUAUUAUCACGUGUUGGAUAUGUCACUUAUAAAUAUUGGGUCUAUGUUCAGGCAUACGCAAGUGCUGGUCAAAAUUUCUCAUUCCUGACUUAUUAUCAAAAUAAUUUAAAUACAACUGUUUUGCUCUACAACUCAAGCUUUUCGGCUGACCAGUAUAAAGCUGUUGUCAAAGCUAUUGGCGUUAUGAUGGUCAUGGAAAAUUUAUAUUUGGAUUAUUUACAGAAGCUUGCAUUUACUUUGCUCAGAUUGAUGCAUGCUUUAUUAGACAUUCAGGCUUUAGGUGAUAACUUUUGCGCAUGCAAUAGUCAGGGAGGAACAACAAUUUCUACAACAACAACAGUGUCAUCUACAACCACAACAUCUCCGUCAACAACCUCAACAACUUCCACAACAACAGAAGCAUCAACAACCACAACAACAGAAGCACCAACAACCACAACAACUUCGACAACAUUGGCUCCAGCUACAACAACAACAACCGAAACACCAACAACCACAACAUCCACAACAACAGAAGCACCAACGACCACAACAACUUCAACAACAUUGGCUCCAACUACAACCACAACAACUGAAGCUCCAACAACAACAACAACCCAAGCCUCAACAACCACAACAUCAACAACAACUUUGGCUCCAACAACUUCAACAACUUCAACAACUUUAGCACCUACAACUACAACAACAACUCAAGCUCCAUUAAUGGCAACUCCACCAACAACAACAACCACGAAAGUCUCACCAAAAGCAGCAUGUCAAUACAUUGUUCCUGUCUCAACAGUACCUCAAAUGUCAAUAUGCUACAUAAGUACACCGAUGUCACAUCCAGAUGCAACAAGCUAUUGUACAAGUCUUGGUAUGUCUCUCUAUGCAAUCACCAGUGUCGAUGCUUACAAUGGACUCACAGCAUUUAUGUCAUCAAAAUUCCCAUCAGGUGCCUUCUCAAUGUUAGGCAACGGAGUCUCAAAUGGCAACAAAAAUGGAAAUUGGAGAAUUUUCUCAAAUCAGACGACAAUCAUGUACAGUGGAAUGUCUUGGGGUGCUGCAUUGAAAAAUGGCCAAGCAUGUGCAAUGAUAAUGAGAACUGCUGGCAUGGCUUAUAAUGCUGUUGCUAAUGACUGCUCAACGACAUCCUUGACUUUUGCAUGUGAAUUUUUUUGA